AAGAGAGAGAGAGAAUGGUUUUGAAUUCAAAAGGAGUGGACAAGACAAGACAACCUGGAUGCAGUUUCCACGCGUUGUGUUCCUUCUCCUACAAAUCCCAUUUCCUUCACUCACCAUUCUCAAUGAUUCCCAAUUGCUAGAACAACACUUUCCCCACACCCAAGUUCACUGCUUCUCAAUCCCAAAGGGGCGUUGCAGUGAAUUGGGUUGAUGUGCGAUGCAGAGAUCACGAAAAGCUCUUCUGGAAAGAAGGGCUGUGGAGAAAAAGGCCACAAGUGGGAGGAACUAUCUGUAUAAAAUUUCUCUUUCGUUAGUCUUUGUUUUGUGGGGCUUGGUCUUUCUCUUCAGCUUAUGGAUAAGCUGUGGCUAUGGUUAUGGAGAUGGAUGUAGAGAAGUUCCAGUUGGUGUAUCAAAUUGGCAUGAAGAUGAACACAAACAAUGUAAAAACUCUAACUCUGCUGAUGAAUAUUUGACUAAAGAGACAGAUGACACCUAUACUCCUUCUGGGACUUUCUCCUCUGAUGUUGCCAAAUCCAAUGGUUUUAUUGUCGAGUCACUUUCCAGUGGAGAAAGCAUAAACAAUGUUGUACUGGGUGACAAAGAAAAUCACAUUUCUCCUAAGAUAGAGGAGCAUGAAGUUGAGAGAUCUGAAUCUUCUGUGAAACUUCAAAAUGAUGUGCACAAGAACCAUCACUUGUCUCAGGCGAUGCCUCUUGGUCUUGACGAAUUCAGCAGGUCAAUUAGUUCUAAAGUUAAGUCUGGCACUAGUCCGCAUGGAAAUGUAAUACAUAGAUUAGAGCCUGGUGGUGCAGAAUACAAUUAUGCUUCAGCAGCAAAGGGAGCAAAGGUGCUAUCUUCUAACAAAGAAGCCAGAGGUGCCUCUGAUAUCCUAAGCAGAAACAAAGACAAAUAUCUCCGAAAUCCGUGUUCUUCAGAAGAGAAAUUUGUUGUUAUAGAACUUUCAGAAGAAACCUUGGUAAAAACAAUAAAAAUAGCUAAUUUUGAGCACCAUUCUUCCAAUUUCAAAGAUUUUGAAUUGCAUGGCAGUUUGGUCUACCCAACAGACAGUUGGAUAUUUCUCGGGAACUUCACAGCCUCAAAUGUGAAGCAGGCUCAAAGGUUUGUUCUUCAGGAGCCAAAAUGGAUGAGAUAUCUGAAAUUGAACCUUCAAAGCCACUAUGGUUCAGAAUUCUAUUGCACACUAAGCAUUGUUGAAGUUUAUGGGGUGGAUGCCAUUGAGAGAAUGCUGGAGGAUUUGAUAUAUGCUCAAGAUAAUUCAUUUGUGUCUGGGGAUGGUAAUGGUGAGAAGAGGGUAGCAUCAUCCCUCCUUGCUAACGCUGAUGAUGCUGGUGAUGUUCGACAAAAUACUAUGAGAGGGAUCAAUUCUGAUCCUACUUCAGAAAUCUCUUCUGAAAACAAAGAAUCUGUAAUUGUGAAUAGUAAUGUUCCUGAUCCAGUUGAAGAAAUCCGUCAACAAGUUGGCCGGAUGCCUGGGGAUACUGUUCUCAAGAUUUUGAUGCAGAAAGUUCGCUACCUAGACUUAAAUUUGUCUGUUUUGGAGCAGUAUAUGGAGGACUUGAAUUCCAGAUAUGUCAGUAUUUUCAAAGAGUAUGGCAAAGACAUGGGAGAAAAAGAUCUACUUCUAGAGAAGAUCAAAGAAGAAAUUAGGCGUUUCCUUGAACAACAAGAUGUUAUGAUGAAAGAACUUAGUGAUCUUGAUUCGUGGAAGUCCCAUAUUUCUGUGCAACUGGAUCAUGUGCUCAGGGACAAUGCUGUUUUAAGGUCUGAAGUUGAAAAAGUCAGGGAAAAUCAAGUGUCAAUGGAGAACAAGAGUGUGGUUGUGUUUUCUGUGUGUGUUAUUUUUUCAUUUCUUGCUAUAUUACGGCUAUCAUUAGAUAUGAUUAUGAGCAUCUAUAGAGCGUUCUUCAGUUUUGAAAGAACAGUAACCUCCAGGAAAUUUUUCUCUUCCUGGUUUCUCAUUUUACUCAGUUGUAGCAUCAUUAUUUUCACAUUAACUUUAUGAUAAUCCAUUUUCAAGCUAUCUUCUGCAUGA
This is a messenger RNA of Vigna unguiculata (cowpea), 2053 nucleotides long. RefSeq names its product SUN domain-containing protein 4-like. NCBI's taxonomy places the organism in Eukaryota, Viridiplantae, Streptophyta, Magnoliopsida, Fabales, Fabaceae. The record is from RefSeq and is a predicted model, not a curated record. Gene Ontology annotation, biological process: protein folding in endoplasmic reticulum. Gene Ontology annotation, cellular component: membrane; cytoplasm.